Messenger RNA from Cucumis melo (muskmelon), 1984 nucleotides. RefSeq names its product glycylpeptide N-tetradecanoyltransferase 1. Gene Ontology annotation, molecular function: glycylpeptide N-tetradecanoyltransferase activity. Bases 273 to 1577 code for a protein of 434 amino acids. The transcript is spliced from 2 exons. Lineage: Eukaryota; Viridiplantae; Streptophyta; Magnoliopsida; Cucurbitales; Cucurbitaceae. Gene Ontology annotation, cellular component: cytoplasm. Gene Ontology annotation, biological process: N-terminal peptidyl-glycine N-myristoylation. The record is from RefSeq and is a predicted model, not a curated record.
AGCCCAUCGUCAUCUCCAACGAAGAAUUUGAUCGAUCGAAGCUGAAAAAAGAGAAAAAAAAAUGGACUUUUAAAUAACCCUAAUAGCCAUUUCCGUCGCACUCGCAACCUCACUUGUCCAAUUUUCAAGCGCUCAAUCAAAUUCCACUUCACCUUUCAGGAUCUGAUUCUUUCAUCCCACAAGUUUCUUCCUCGACUCAUUCUCUCUAGCCUUCAGUUCUGAUCAAGUGGAAGGAUUUUGAUUGAUUGUUAAAGUUGAAAUAUUUUGUUGAGAUGGAGGAUAACAAUAGUUCUCCAGGAUCUCCUAAGGAAAACCCAGAUCAGGAAAAUGAAGCAGGAAAAGUUACCAAGGACGAUGGCUCAUUGGAGAACAUGGUUAGGAGGAUUCAAGAUUCUAUGUCCAUUGGCAAAAGGCACAAAUUCUGGGAGACUCAACCUGUUGGACAAUUUAAGGACAUUGGGGAUUCUAGUUUGUCUGAUGGGCCAAUUGAGCCACCAACUCCAUUAUCUGAGAUUAAACAAGAGCCUUAUAAUCUUCCUAAUUCCUAUGAAUGGACAACUUGUGAUAUGGACUCUGAAGAGACUUGUUUGGAGGUGUACAAUCUCUUGAAGAAUAAUUAUGUUGAAGAUGAUGAAAACUUGUUCAGAUUUAACUAUUCCAAGGAAUUUCUUGGUUGGGCUUUGAGACCUCCAGGGUACUACCCAAGCUGGCAUAUUGGAGUUCGUGCUAAAGCUUCUAAGAAGUUGGUUGCUUUCAUCAGUGGUGUGCCUGCUAGAAUCCGGGCACGCAAUGAUGUUGUGAAGAUGGCAGAGAUCAAUUUCUUGUGUGUUCACAAGAAACUUAGAUCCAAGAGACUUGCACCCGUUAUGAUCAAAGAGGUUACAAGGAGGGUUCACCUGGAAAAUAUAUUUCAAGCAGCUUAUACAGCUGGGGUAGUUCUUCCUACCCCAAUAACUACUUGCCAAUAUUGGCACAGAUCUUUAAACCCAAAGAAGCUAAUUGAUGUUGGGUUUUCAAGGCUUGGGGCAAGGAUGACAAUGAGUCGAACCAUUAAACUUUAUAAGUUACCAGAUUCACCAGCUACCCCUGGAUUUCGAAAAAUGGAACUUCGUGAUGUCCCUGCUGUUACUAGGCUGCUUAGAAACUACUUGAGCCAGUUUGUUGUUGCCCCAGAUUUUGAUGAAACCGACGUAGAGCAUUGGCUACUUCCCAAGGAGAGUGUCGUCGACAGUUUCUUGGUUGAGAGUCCCGAAACUCAUGAAGUCACUGACUUCUGCAGCUUCUAUACUCUUCCUUCAUCAAUUCUUGGAAACCAGACAUACUCGACUUUGAAGGCAGCUUAUUCAUAUUACAACGUCUCCACCAAAACUCCAUUGUUACAGUUGAUGAAUGAUGCUCUUAUUGUUGCAAAACAGAGAGACUUUGAUGUUUUCAAUGCAUUGGAUGUCAUGGAGAAUGAAUCCUUCCUGAAGGAACUAAAAUUUGGUCCAGGUGAUGGGCAACUUCACUAUUACCUGUAUAAUUAUCGGAUUCGAGACGCAUUGAAACCAAGUGAACUUGGCCUUGUACUGCUAUAGUUGGAGGGAUUUGUUACUGUUUUGGUUUGAUACUGUGAACCAGAAUAAUUGGUCGUUUUCUAUUGGUGGCUAGGGUUUGAUGAUGCAUUUUUCUUUGUUUUGUUCUUCUGUGUCAACAGCAAAGCACUAAGCACUAAAACAUCAAGAGUACGAGAGAAAAAAAAAAAAACUUUGCCGGAUAAUGUAAAAUGUUAUGCAGAUUUUUCACUCUGUUGGCUUUCUAAUUUCUGUAGAAUUUUCUCCUUUUUUUUCUCUUUUUUUUUUUCUCUUUCUUUUUUGGCCCCAUCCUUCAGGGAUUUGAAGGUGCAGCCAGUUUGUAUUAUGGAAUUGCAUACAUUUUUCUACACUUGUAUGGCCCCAUCAAUGCUUAUUCCUUGUCCAUUGGUAUGAUAAACUAGCCAUUCUCA